Molecule: messenger RNA, 1431 nt
Organism: Budorcas taxicolor (takin)
Lineage: Eukaryota; Metazoa; Chordata; Mammalia; Artiodactyla; Bovidae
Gene: TTC29
Product: tetratricopeptide repeat domain 29
Exons: 11
Coding region: 1-1431 (476 amino acids)
Molecular function (GO): protein binding
Source: RefSeq, a predicted model, not a curated record
AUGACUACCCUGCCCCCGCUGCCCAUGACACGCCCAAAGCUUACGGCCUUGGCUAGACAGAAGCUGCCGUGCUCACCAAGAACAAUUCCAAGGUCUGAACUGAUCAAAGAAAAAGAUGACAUAGAUCAUUAUCUGGAGGUGAAUUUCAAAGGAUUGUCAAAAGAGGAGGUUGCUGCUUACCGGAACUCGUACACGAAGAACGUCUGUGUGGAGAUGCUGCGGGAUGGUUAUCAUAAAUCCUUUACUGAGUUCUUCGCUCUGACAGAGAAGUGGGGUGCCCUGAGGGAGGCUGCGAGGGUCCGAUCCCUGUCCUGGGCACAGAGACCCCUGGAAGAGCAGCCCGACAAGCUGGAUCACUUCUACUACUACCUGACCAGGGCUGAGACAGCUGAAAGGAAAGAGUACUUUGAAGAGGUCUAUAAUAACUUGUACGCUCUGGCCUGUUACUUCAAUAAUUCUGAAGACAAGUGGGUUAGAAACCACUUCUAUGAACGAUGUUUUAAGAUUGCUCAAGUCAUCAAAAUUGACGGUGGGAAGAAGGAAGCCGAGGCACAUGGACACAUGGGGCUGCUCUUCGAGGAGGAUGGUCAGCUUCUGGAAGCUGCGGAGCAUUAUGAAGCCUUCCAUCAAUUGACGCAAGGGCGGAUAUGGAAGGAUGAGACAGGCCGUGUUCUCAACUUGUUGGCCUGCGAGAGUCUCCUGAGGACCUACAGAUUACUCUCAGACAAAAUGCUGGAAAAUAAAGAAUACAAACAGGCCAUCAGAAUUCUAAUAAAAGCUUGUGAAAUAGCCAAAGAAGGAAAUGACAAAAAGAUGGAAGGAGAGGCUUCCUAUUACUUGGGCUUAGCGCACUUGGCUGCUGGAGAGUAUGAAACAGCAUUAGCAGUCCUCAACACUUACGGCAAAAUCUCUACAGACCUGGAUGAUGAUCUCAGCCUGGGGAGAGCCUAUGAAGCCACGGCCAAGGUCCUGCAGAGCCAAGGACAGAUGGCAGAAGCAGUCAAAUACUUGAAAAAAGUUAUGAAAAUUGCAAGAAACAACUUUCAAAACCUGGAUUUUGUGAGAGCAAGUACAAUGCUUGGGGACAUCUACAACGAAAAAGGCCACUAUAGCAAAGCUUCUGAAUACUUUCAGCAAGCUUUCCACACAACAGCAGACAUAAUGAACAUAUCUCUGAUGGAUGAAACUAAAGUUCAUUAUGGAAUCGCAAAAGCUCAUCAAAUGAUGCUGAUGGUUAACAGUUGUAUAGAAUCUGCAGACCUCACCAGCCUUGACUACCUGCUGUCAUGGAAGGAGAGUAGAAGCGACAUGGUACCUGAUCCAACUUCUGGAGAGUUUAGAAGAUCCACAAUGGAGAGUUUAUAUCACACCUCAGAGUUUUCAGAAGAGGAAUCCAGUGGAUUUUCAGGUAAUCAAAAAAAUGACACUUAA